Aspergillus clavatus NRRL 1 is the source of this 723-nucleotide messenger RNA. RefSeq lists its product as uncharacterized. The record is from RefSeq and is a predicted model, not a curated record. Bases 1 to 723 code for a protein of 240 amino acids. The transcript has a single exon. NCBI's taxonomy places the organism in Eukaryota, Fungi, Ascomycota, Eurotiomycetes, Eurotiales, Aspergillaceae.
AUGUCUCCCUUCCCCUUCCUCUCUCUGCCUCCCGAAGUCCGCCUCCAGAUCUACGCCUACCUCAUCCCCAACCUCCCCAUCCGCAACUUUUCGCUCAUCCGCAAUAAGCGCCCGCCGCUGCGAUCCGACGGCAAAAGCUGCUGCCCCGCCAUCCUCCGCGCCAACCACGUCAUCCACACCGAGGCCAUCCGCGAAUGGUACAGCGCAACCACCUACGAAGUCAUCGUCGACGCCAAAUACCUGCUCUUCUGCGGCAACAUCCUCGCCCCCUAUGAACCGCUUCCCUCCACCAUCCGCCAUGUCUCCUCCAUGCGCCUCUGCAUCGCCCUCCAGCGCACCCCGCAGCACCUCCUGCGCCCGACCACCUCGCCGCUUGAACACCUGAUGGGAUUCCAGGACCGGCUGGUCACGCUGGGCAAGGAGCUAGGGGAUCCCGUGGGUCGGCGGCUGCGCCAGCUGCAGGUGGAGAUUGCGGUGGACGUGCCGCUGUUGUUGAGUCUGAGCAAGACGCCGGCGGAGUUGGUGGAGCUGUUGCGGUGGAAUCUGGAUCCCGUGCGGGAGAAUGUGCGCGGUGUGGAGGCGGUGCGGUGGGAGGUGAAGGAGCAGAGCUAUGGGAUUCAGAGCCGGGAGUUUCUAUCGGCGUAUGGGGAGUUGCGGACGGUGAUGUAUCGCUUUCUGGAGGAGAUGAGGGAGGAUAUGAUGGAGGAGGAGUUUGCGGUGUGA